Molecule: messenger RNA, 1673 nt
Organism: Cyprinodon variegatus (sheepshead minnow)
Lineage: Eukaryota; Metazoa; Chordata; Actinopteri; Cyprinodontiformes; Cyprinodontidae
Product: gap junction alpha-3 protein-like
Exons: 2
Coding region: 235-1305 (356 amino acids)
Biological process (GO): cell communication
Cellular component (GO): connexin complex
Source: RefSeq, a predicted model, not a curated record
AGACGGCUCUGAGACGCUUCUGCACAUUGGAAAAGUUUCUUCUCUGUCACGCCUCUCAAAAAGAGGAUUUGGUAAAAUCCCAAUAAUAGGGAGACAACCAAGCAGUUCUAUAGAGUGGAAAGUGUUUCCUCCAGUAUGGUCCCCCUGUGAGCUGAAGAGUCGUAUUCACUUUAGGGCUGAAGGAAAUGAACCUUAUCAGGUUUGUCCCCUGGUUUUGGUGAUUAGUUGGCAGACAUGGCAGACUGGAACUUGUUGGGGAAGCUGCUGGAAAGUGCCCAGGAACACUCCACCGUUGUUGGCAAGGUCUGGCUGACGGUGCUGUUCAUCUUCCGCAUCCUGGUGCUUGGAGCAGCCGCGGAGAAGGUUUGGGGAGACGAGCAGUCUGGGUUCACAUGUGACACCAAGCAGCCCGGUUGUCAGAACGUCUGCUAUGACAAGACCUUCCCCAUAUCUCACAUCCGCUUCUGGGUGAUGCAGAUCAUCUUCGUCUCUACGCCUACUCUUAUUUAUCUGGGCCACAUCCUUCAUCUGGUACGCAUGGAGGAAAAGGAGAAGGAGAAACUCAAGGACCUUGAUAUCAAGAAUGAAAAACAGCAGCAGUUAAUCAGCUUUAAGCCCAAAAAAGCCUCAGUUAAAGACAACCAGGGCCAUGUGCGAUUGCAUGGUGCUCUGCUGCGAACGUAUGUCUUCAACAUUAUCUUCAAGACUCUCUUUGAAGUGGCGUUCAUUGUAGCUCAGUACUUCCUGUACGGAUUUGAGCUGAAGCCAAUGUACACCUGUGACCGCUGGCCCUGCCCUAACAUGGUGAACUGCUACAUCUCUCGACCCACAGAGAAGACGGUUUUCAUCCUUUUCAUGCUGGCAGUAGCUUCAGUAUCCCUACUCCUCAAUCUGGUGGAAAUGUACCAUUUAGGUUUCAAAAACUGCCACCAAGGUCUUCGCUACAGACGGUCAAAGAAGGAAAGAGAAGCUACCAAGGCCCUGACUGAGGGGGUCAUACCUUUCGCCCCAAACUACACCUACUUCACAGGCCACUCUACUGUGGCCGAGCCUUUUCCGGCAGACUCCAAGUACCGCACAGCAGAGCCAGACUCCGCUUACAGCCCCUACAACAGCAAAGCAGUUUACAAGCAGAACAGAGACAACUUGGCCGUGGAGAGAAAAGGCAGAUCAGAGGUAGACGAUUCAGAGAAAGCGAAAACAUCCAGUCCUGUUACUGAGACUCCUGUUGAAAGCCAACGUAGAAACAGUCAGUCAAGCAAGCACAGCAACAACAAGGGCAGGAUGGACGACCUCAAGAUCUAAGAAGUUCGUCUUCAGUCCAAAGCUCAGGGACGACGGGAAAAAGCCAUUGCAGCAUUUCAAAACAUAUCCAUCUGAGUUCCACAGAUUUAACCAUUGUAGUAAACAGUAUCAACAGUAUCAAAAGGCUUAGACAAAGCAGGCUAAGAAACGACAUGUUGUCUUCCAUUAAAGAAACAGAAAUAAUCUUCAAGCCCACACACCAGUAAUUCAAAAUGUCACUAGAUCAGAAUGGAUUAACUGUUUCAGUGACACAGAGAUCAGACACAACGCUCACAGUGCCUCAAAAAAGUCUUGACCUUUUCAUAUUUUGUCACAUUACACCACAACUUUAAUAUUUUCCAACGGAUUAAAGCGAUAGACAAAUAAUU